This is a messenger RNA of Sphaeroforma arctica JP610, 953 nucleotides long. RefSeq lists its product as hypothetical. The record is from RefSeq and is a predicted model, not a curated record. Bases 331 to 882 code for a protein of 183 amino acids. The transcript has a single exon. Lineage: Eukaryota; Ichthyosporea; Ichthyophonida.
GAGGGACUCACAGAGACAGAACACACUCAUUAUAUGCGUGCAGUAUAUGUUACACAGGCAUUUACCUGUGCGACUAGCUGCAAUUAUUGUACGAUAGAGACUAUAUUAGACGAAGAUAUCGAUUGUAGAUGCACCUCCCUAUCCGAUUGUGCUUCGUCACAUUGUGGCGACGAAGAGAUAGAUUGGGAAGAAAUCUUUGACGCAAAUCUGCGUGUGACGCAUCUGCCAUACGUAGCUUAAACGAUACAGCUGCAAAUGUAGCACGGGCACUUGAAGUAAAUACAUACAAAAACAAUGAAUUCAGGGAGCUGAUUGACGAUUUACAUAGUUAUGAUGCUUUCUGUCCACCCAAUAAACCAUCAGACUACUUUGAGGGGAAUGAUGACAUGCAGUGUGAAUACGAUGCAUCUAUACAAAUAUUUGUCUGUUGCUACAUGUAGCGCUCUAGUGUACAGACAUAGAACUAAGUUCGCCGACAUCGCUGGACAGAUACUACAAACAGACCGAUCUAUACUUGAAAUACUUAUGCCAUAUGGCCAAUUUUUGUGUUUACAGCAAGCUAUCACACCAGAGUGUACAAGAAAUCCGUACUAUGGGAGUCUAAGGAAUGGGGCAAUACCAGCAAGUGUACUAUUAGCUAUGACCCUUCGGAUGUUGGCGGGGGGUCAAGUUCCUGACAUGUGUCUCAUAUUCAAAGUGUCGAGAGGUGGGUCAGCAAGCGAAUAUAUGGAACAUUCGAUAGUAACAGUGUUUUGUCAACACCGGCACGAAUUGACUCAGCACAUAUCUUCCAUUGUCGACUCACUUGGCCCAAGCUUCAAACGGGAAUUUACUGACCACUUCUUCCCAUCAAUCUUUCCUGAACCACUACAGCAGCUAUGAGAGCCAUGCCAUAUGUUCAUACAUUGUAUCAUACAUACUUGCCAUUUUUGAAAUAAAUAACAGUAUCGCUA